AUGAUUUAAAGAUUAAACAUUAAUAUUAAUAUAGAUGAAGCAAGAGUAUUAUUAGCAAGUGCAGAUAUGGAUGGUUCUAAUGAUUUAGGAUUAGAUGAAUUUUUAGAUCUUAUAUUUAAUGAUAAAGAUGCACUUAAUGUGAAUUUAAAAGCUUUACCAUAAUUAACUGAAGAUGAAAAAGAUUCAUUAAUUAAAAAUCAAGAAACUAUAGAUUUUCUAAGAAAAGAUGCAUUACAAGCUAGAGAUAGAAGACAUUAGAAUUAAGUUAAUUUAAUUCUUAAAAACAGAGUAUUUAAAACCAAUUAUAAUUUAAGUUAUAAUAAUUGGGUUAAUAACUAACUAUGUAGGAUGAAUUACAAAAAGGUUAUAUUAGUUAUGGUAGAUUUGAAAGAGUUAUUAAAAAAUUAGAAAUUGAUCCAAGUAUUUUAUCAGAAUAAGAUCUUAAAAUUUUAUAUGAAAAUUUCAAAAAUCAAGAUGAUACAUUUGAUUAUAAAAAGUUCUUAAAUCAUCUUAAAUCAUUCUAAUUGAAUGAAGAAGUAUAUGAUGAUCCAUACUCUAAUAAGAAUUAAGAACCUGUUGAUAAAAAAUAACUAUUAUUAAAAAGUAUGAAAUAUCAAGAAGAUUAACUAAUUAAAUUAUUUGAUAUUACAAGAGUAGAUGCUUAUUCAUUAGAAAAAAUGAAAAACAAAACCAAAAUUUUAAUUAAUAAAAUUUAAAGAUAUUUACCUUCUUAAACUAAAUUUGAAGAAUUUCUUAAGAAUAAAAUUCAAGGAAAUUAAAUUAAUGUUAAAGAUUUCUCACAUGUAAUCAUACAAUUUUUAGAAAGUGUAAAUGAAAGAUAUCAGAAACAUGAUCUUGAAAGUAUGUUAAGUAUAUUAUAAUUUGGAUAAUAUGAGACCUAAAAAACAGAAGAAGUUAUUAGAAUAUUAUUUAAGUAAAUAUUAGAUCCAUAAAUUUAGUGAAACUGAUUAGGAAUUUUAUGAUAGAGUUUAAUUAAGAUAAAAAGGGCCUGCUCCUCCUGAAAAAGUAUCAAAAAUUGAUUAACCACUUUAAAGUAUAGAGAAUAAGGAAUAAGAUUUAGAUAAAUAAAUAUGUAUAAUUAAUUUAAUAAAUUAUCUUUAGAGUUUUAUAAUUAAGAUGCUGGUAUGACAUGGUAUGUACCUAAUCAAUCAAAAGAAUUGUCGGAUAUUUUAAUGAAGGUUGAAAAUAAUCUAUUUAAUAAAACAGAAAGAGCUUAUAAACUAUUUAAGGAUUUCGAUAAAGAUAAGGAUGGUUACAUUUCAUAAUAGGAUAUGAAAUAAAAAUUAGAAGAAAUGAAUAUACUUAAUGGUAAAGAAAUAGGAGUAUUAAUAAAUUAUGUUGAUCCAACAAAUAAAGGAUAUGCUACUUUUAGUGAAUUUCAUGAAAAAAUAAGGGCAGGAAUGACAAUAGUAGAUAAUAGUGGAAAUCAGUUAAUUUAAAUGAAUAGUCAACCUUGCAAAAUCUUUAUGAAUUCAGCCAAAGCUUUCUUACCUGAAUUAUCUAGAUUAACUGAAGAGUUUAAAAAACCUUUUAGACCUUAAACUAAUCAUACUGAUAUAAGACCCUCAACGAGAUUUGGAGCUACUCCUGGUUUUAAAAAUACUUUUGAAAAUUUUGUUCCUCCUAAGACAUCCUCAAUGUUUAUGACUUAAGGGGAGAGAUUUUCAAAAAAUAGAGAAUAAUUUUUAUAAGAGGAAAAAGCUAAUUAUAAUUAAAAAUAUGAAAAUAAACUAAAUAGAAUACGAUAAUAUCAUUAAUCUAUUGAAUAAAGAAUAUAGUCUGCUUAAGAGUAAAGAGAAUAGAAAGAUGUUAGUAAUUUAAAAUCAAAAUAAAUGGCAUAAUGGACAUAUGAACACAAAGCCCAUCUUAAAAAUGAUUAUUUAUGA
Molecule: messenger RNA, 1907 nt
Organism: Paramecium sonneborni
Lineage: Eukaryota; Ciliophora; Oligohymenophorea; Peniculida; Parameciidae
Source: the annotation of a GenBank genome assembly